AAUUUUAGCGGUAUUACAUUUGGUCGAUUGCUAACAUCCGUGAUAGCAAACUAGUCAUGUUUGUAGCUAUACGGUCAUGAUAAAUAAAGUUUAAAAACAACGUAACACCAAAAGGGACGAAAUGAACAGUCGACUGCAAGAGAUCCGCGAGAGACAAAAACUUAGGCGGCAGCUUUUAGCUCAACAGCUGGGAGCUGAAAGCGCUGACAGUAUUGGAGCUGUACUCAACAGUAAAGAUGAACUAAAAGAAAUAGAGGAGACAAGAGAAACAAACAGGGCUUCAUUCGACAGUCUAGCAGCACCUUCCAAAAGAAAGGCUCAGACUGAAGGAGAGGACACAGAGGAAGAUGUGGAAGAACAAAAGGAUGUGGUGGAGGUGCAGCAGCCAGAUGAAAGUAACCCAUAUGAGGAGGUGUACAAGGACUCAAGUACUUUCCUUAAGGGCACCCAGAGUUUGAACCCUCACAAUGACUACUGUCAGCACUUUGUCGACACUGGGCACAGGCCUCAAAACUUCAUCAGAGAUGUUGGUUUGGCUGACAGAUUUGAAGAAUACCCCAAACUGCGAGAGCUGAUCAGACUGAAGGAUGAACUCAUCUCCACCACCAACACCCCUCCCAUGUACCUCCAGGCUGACCCAGAGCACUUUGACCUGCAGGAUUUGAAGUGCAAGUUUGAUGUGAUUCUGCUUGAGCCUCCCUUAGAGGAAUACUACAGAGAGUCAGGCAUCAGUCACACUGAACGUUUCUGGACAUGGGAUGAUAUCAUGAAACUGGAAAUUGAGGAGAUAUCAGCUUUGCGAUCCUUUGUCUUUCUCUGGUGUGGCUCUGGUGAAGGCUUGGACUUGGGCAGAAUGUGUUUAAGGAAGUGGGGCUUUAGACGGUGUGAGGAUAUCUGUUGGAUCAAGACGAACAAGAAUAACCCAGGCAAGACUAAAGCCCUGGACCCAAAGGCAGUAUUCCAGAGAACCAAGGAACACUGCUUAAUGGGAAUCAAAGGAACGGUGCGCAGAAGCACUGACGGCGACUUCAUCCAUGCCAACGUGGACAUUGACUUGAUAAUAACAGAAGAGCCUGAGAUGGGAAAUGUAGAGAAGCCUGUGGAGAUCUUCCACAUCAUUGAACACUUCUGUUUGGGCCGCAGGAGGUUGCAUCUAUUUGGACGAGAUUCAACCAUCAGACCAGGCUGGCUGACAGUGGGUCCUACUUUGACAAACAGCAACUUUAACCCAGAGACAUAUGCCGCACACUUUGUUGUGCCUAACUCUCACCUGUCUGGCUGCACUGAGGAAAUAGAGAGACUGCGGCCCAAAUCUCCGCCUAAUAAGCUCAAGUCAGACCGUGGUGGUGGAGCACCAAGAGGCGGACGUGGCGGGCCAAAUGCAGGAAGAGGCGGAGACAGAGGACGUGAAAGAAAUCGACCAAAUUUCCGUGGGGACAGGGGAGGGUUCAGGGGCAGAGGAGGGCCUCAUAGGGGUUUCCCACCUCGCUAGAGGAAAAACCUUACCGAACCUGUGCUAAAACUUCCCAUCUGUAUUUUCUGUGAUUGACUGUGUCUUCUUCUACUGCUGCAGUCACCAUCAACCACUGAACCCUGUACCUUUAUUAAGUCCUGAUUUUAAUGUUAGUUCUGAUAGACACCCAGUCCUAGUAGGUUUAGUGUGUGACACGACAAUUUGUCAUUUGUUUUCAAUAUACAGUUAACUAAGGAAUUAGUAUGUAUUGUCUAAAUAAACAGUCUUUACACAUG
Molecule: messenger RNA, 1749 nt
Organism: Cheilinus undulatus (humphead wrasse)
Lineage: Eukaryota; Metazoa; Chordata; Actinopteri; Labriformes; Labridae
Gene: mettl14
Product: methyltransferase like 14
Exons: 11
Coding region: 122-1492 (456 amino acids)
Cellular component (GO): RNA N6-methyladenosine methyltransferase complex; nucleus
Molecular function (GO): mRNA binding
Source: RefSeq, a predicted model, not a curated record